Messenger RNA from Endocarpon pusillum Z07020, 330 nucleotides. RefSeq lists its product as uncharacterized. The transcript is spliced from 3 exons. The coding region runs from base 1 to 330 and encodes 109 amino acids. The record is from RefSeq and is a predicted model, not a curated record. NCBI's taxonomy places the organism in Eukaryota, Fungi, Ascomycota, Eurotiomycetes, Verrucariales, Verrucariaceae.
AUGCAAUUCUCCAAGAUCGCUGCUGUCCUCUCCUUCGCUGCUGCCGCAGUCGCUGCCCCAGCCCCAGUUGCUGCUCCCGCAGCGGCGCUUGAGGCCCGCACCACCUACCCAACAAAUGCCUGCAAGACCAAUGGCAAAUACUCGGCAAAGGGUUCGAGCUGCAAUGGAGGCGAAGAAUUCUACUGCUACCAAGUCAACGGGAUCCUAAACAUCCUCAACGUCAACUGCCUCCUCAACGGUAACGACGUCAACGUUCCCAUCAACGUGGUCGUUGGAGACAUCUCUGCCGAUCUGCUCGACAUCAUCAUCAAGAGCGUCAAAAUCCUAUAG